UCCAAAGUUCAACGUUCAUUUUCUUCCUCUGUAUGUUUCACUGUCAAUUUUUCAAGUAAGAUAAAAUUCACAGAUUCAACAUCUGUUUUCCUUCAUGCUCUCUCUCUCUCUGUCUCUCUCUCUCUCGCUCUCUCAUAUCUUUUAAUCCAUUUCUGUUGACAUCUCUCAGUUUUCCGGUGACUUCUCGAUGGAUUUGAUCGGAAACAGCGUCGGAGCAACACCUUCCAAAUACCCACAAUCAAAUCGAUCAAAGGUUUCCAAAAUCUCGAAACCCUCUGAGAAUUUCAAUCCCAAUAUCACAAGCCCUUGUUCGAAACACUUGAAUUCACCAGCAAUCAAAUCUGCAGCAAAACCCCAUACAUCGUCCUCGAAAAACCCUAAUCCCAGUGCUUCACCUUCACCACGGAACAAGAUUCGGGAAAGAAAGUUUGUGGUGGCAAAGAGGAAUUUGAAGAAAGGUAAAGCAAACCCUUCAACAGUCUCGUGUAAGUGUGAAGACAAGGUUGGUGGCAAUUCAGAGAAGUGUCUCUGUGUUGCGUAUGAGAUUCUUAGGGCUUCACAAGAAGGGUUUUUCAAGAAUCGAGGUGGUGCUAAUGAUGAAUGUGAAUCGGAAGAGCCGAAGAACCCUAAAAGAGCUGAGACCCAAGUUGAAGAAGAGGAAGAGAAGAACCCAUCGACUCAAAACCUAGAAAUUGCAAAUGGGUGUGAAGGGAAAGUUAAUCAAAGGGAAGACAAGAUGCCUCGUGUUCUUGAAUCUAGGUCUGGAAGAGUGAUGCAUUUGAUUAAGGCCUUUGAGAGGCUUCAUACAAUACCGAACUCGAAGGACUUAGAUCAGGAACACGAGCAACAAUCAGAAGAUCAUGAGAAGGCAUUGCCAGAAUUGCAGCCUAGGGUUCCUGAAACACAGGUCUCUCCAUCUUCAUUCUCUCCGCCGGUUUUUUUCCUCACGCCGGAGAGUUUAGGUUUAUCAUCUUCGUCAGAUGACAGCCAAGGAAGUAUUUCAAGCAGGACAUCUGGUGGUGGUGAUCAAAGGAGCCGACGAAAUAGCUCUGAAUCAUCUGGAACAUUUGGUGGAAAGCAUUGCAAGAGGAGGCAGCUUAGAGCUACCUGCCAAAAACCAUUCAAGCUUAAAACAGAGCAAAGAGGAAGAUACAAGGAGGAGGAAUUUGUUAAGAAAGUACAGGAAAUGAUGAUGGAGGAAGAGAAACAACGGAUACCGACUGCACAAGGUCUCCCCUGGACAACAGAUGAGCCAGAGUGCUUGAUGAAGCCUCCUGUUAAAGAAAUCACAAGACCAAUUGACUUGAUGAUGCACAGUGAUCUCAGGGCUCAAGAGCGUGCUGAGUUCGACCAGCAGGUGGCGGAGAAGAUGAUCCUCAUCAAAGAAUACAGGAUGGAAAGGGAAAGACAACAGAAGUUGGCUGAAGAAGAAGAGAUAAAGAGACUGAGAAAGGAGCUCAUUCCAAAAGCUCAACCAAUGCCUUACUUUGACCGGCCCUUUAUCCCUAGAAAGUCCCUGAAGCGUCCCUCACCUUGACCCCAGGAAGAAUACCCAGGUGGUGUUGCAUAUGUUGAAUUGACUUCAGCCACUCCAUAUAGUGUGAAAGGCCGAGAAGACGAGAAGAAAUUUUAAAUAUGGAUUUUUUGUAAAAUCACCAAAUAAUGGAAAAUCUUCUCUCUUGAAUUUUCAAAUAUCCCUCUCCCCUUUUGUAUAUUAAGUAGACAAAAAUGAGUUGCAAUUUUGUUGAUGUUGAUAAAGAAUGCUUUGUAUUCAUUUAAUUUCUCAUUGUUUACUCUC
Molecule: messenger RNA, 1798 nt
Organism: Cornus florida
Lineage: Eukaryota; Viridiplantae; Streptophyta; Magnoliopsida; Cornales; Cornaceae
Product: microtubule-destabilizing protein 60-like
Exons: 8
Coding region: 188-1537 (449 amino acids)
Biological process (GO): regulation of mitotic spindle organization; mitotic spindle assembly; activation of protein kinase activity
Cellular component (GO): nuclear microtubule; mitotic spindle
Molecular function (GO): microtubule binding; protein kinase activator activity
Source: RefSeq, a predicted model, not a curated record